Molecule: messenger RNA, 927 nt
Organism: Dovyalis caffra
Lineage: Eukaryota; Viridiplantae; Streptophyta; Magnoliopsida; Malpighiales; Salicaceae
Source: the annotation of a GenBank genome assembly
AUGGAUGUCAGUGAUGAUGAAAUGGAAAAAGAAAUAGAAAUAGAAACCCCUGAAAAUGGUAAAAAGGGUUUCGUAUAUCUAGCUUUUCGAUUAACUUUAGCUCUUCUUUUCCCAAUCUCUGCCUUCCUUUUCUUUUCAAUGUUAUUAGGCUUUUUAGCAAUUUUCAUGGGCCAUUUUUCAAUCACAACUCCUCUCUCUCUUCCCUCUCAGUGCAAGAUACUCUCCAGUAGUGUGGAUCUUAGAUCAUCUAAGGUUUGCGAGCUUGGUUUGUUGAAUUAUAAAGCCAAGCAUGUGUUUUAUCCAUAUAACAGAAGCAAAUUUCGCUGUCGCUAUGAUUAUUACUGGGCGUCAGUGUUUGAGGUGGAAUACAGAGAUUAUUCUUUGGGUCAGACACGAUUUGCAUUAGCAGAGGCUCCAAAUGAGGCCCUACCUGUAAAUUGCAGGCCUAAUUUUGGCAAUGCAUGGUUGACCAAAGAUAAAUUCAAGGUUAAUAAAACCUAUGACUGCUGGUAUACAUCUGGCAUUUCGAAAGUGAGCUUAUAUCGUGAUGAUCUUUUCAGUUGUCAAGCAAAAGAUCCAUCUCAAGUUGAGAUGAUUAAACGCUAUUUCAUCCUAUCUAAAGAGAUGUUACACUCGUCGUUAGUCCAGAAGAAAGGAAAAGCUAGCUAUUGGAGGUGGGAAACAAUAGCUGGAGUUAUUGCUGGUUUCUCGACUUCUAUAAUCACCAUCAGCUUUAUAAGAAUCCUACAGCACAUAAAAUCAUGGUUUCAUUUAACCUCUGUAGCUAAGAUGUUUUCUCGCACCAAUUUAGUCUUCUUCAAGCGUGCUUGUUUCCUUGUGGCAUACUUUUCUUUUAUGGGUUGGUUGACGAUCCAGUAUGGGAAAAGGCUUGGUCUCCCUGAGAUUUACAGAGUUUAUAAUUACUAG